This is a messenger RNA of Gadus macrocephalus (Pacific cod), 1582 nucleotides long. RefSeq names its product glutamate receptor, ionotropic, kainate 2 (gene grik2). Lineage: Eukaryota; Metazoa; Chordata; Actinopteri; Gadiformes; Gadidae. Gene Ontology annotation, cellular component: postsynaptic membrane; kainate selective glutamate receptor complex; plasma membrane. The record is from RefSeq and is a predicted model, not a curated record. Gene Ontology annotation, biological process: monoatomic ion transport; synaptic transmission, glutamatergic; modulation of chemical synaptic transmission. Gene Ontology annotation, molecular function: kainate selective glutamate receptor activity; transmitter-gated monoatomic ion channel activity involved in regulation of postsynaptic membrane potential.
AUGCCUGCAGCAACGCAGUGCACCACACCUGAGGAGCCCUACGUGAUGUUCAAGAAGUCGGACACGCUGUACGGCAACGACCGCUUCGAGGGCUACUGCAUCGACCUGCUGCGGGAGCUGGCCGCCAUCCUGGGCUUCACCUACGAGGUGCGGCUGGUGGAGGACGGACGCUUCGGGGCCCAGGACGAGUUCACGGGCCAGUGGAACGGCAUGGUGAAGGAGCUCAUGGACCACAGGGCCGAUCUGGCCGUGGCUCCCCUAGCCAUCACCUACGUGCGAGAGAAGGUCAUCGAUUUCUCCAAGCCCUUCAUGACGCUGGGGAUAAGUAUACUAUACCGCAAGCCCAACGGCACCAACCCGGGGGUCUUCUCCUUCCUCAACCCCCUCUCGCCAGAUAUCUGGAUGUAUAUUCUGCUGGCUUACUUGGGUGUCAGUUGUGUGCUGUUUGUCAUAGCCAGGUUUAGUCCCUACGAGUGGUAUAAUCCCCACCCUUGCAACCCCGACUCGGAUGUAGUGGAAAACAAUUUCACCCUGCUAAAUAGUUUCUGGUUCGGAGUUGGAGCUCUCAUGCAGCAAGGCUCAGAGCUAAUGCCGAAAGCCCUGUCCACCAGAAUAGUAGGAGGCAUCUGGUGGUUCUUCACCCUCAUCAUCAUCUCCUCCUACACGGCCAACCUGGCGGCCUUCCUCACCGUGGAGCGCAUGGAGUCGCCCAUCGACUCGGCCGACGACCUGGCCAAGCAGACCAAGAUAGAGUACGGUCUGGUGGAGGACGGUUCCACCAUGUCCUUCUUCAAGAAAACCAAGAUCUCCACGUACGACAAGAUGUGGGAGUUCAUGAGCAGUCGGAGGCACUCAGUGAUGGUGAAGAACGUGGAGGAGGGCAUUCACCGCGUGCUCACCUCCGACUACGCCUUCCUCAUGGAGUCCACCACCAUCGAGUUCGUCACGCAGCGCAACUGCAACCUCACGCAGAUCGGGGGCCUCAUCGACUCCAAGGCCUACGGAGUCGGCACCCCCAUGGGCUCUCCGUACCGAGAUAAGAUCACUAUAGCCAUCCUCCAGCUGCAAGAGGAGGGGAAGCUGCACAUGAUGAAGGAGAAGUGGUGGCGGGGGAACGGCUGCCCCGAGGAGGAGAGCAAGGAGGCCAGCGCUCUGGGGGUGCAGAACAUCGGGGGCAUCUUCAUCGUGCUGGCUGCCGGCCUGGUGCUGUCCGUGUUCGUGGCCGUCGGGGAGUUCCUCUACAAGUCCAGGCAGAACGCGCAGCUCGAAAAGCGGUCCUUCUGCAGCGCCAUGCUGGACGAGCUUCGGGUUUCGCUCACGUGCCAGCGGCGGCUGAAGCACAAGCCCCAGCCGGCUGCCCUGGUCAAGACAGAGGAGGUCAUCAACAUGCACACCUUUAACGACCGCCGACUGCCCGGGAAAGAGACCAUGGCCUGAAUGGGACUCUAUGCUCGUCCUCGCUCUCGCUCUCUCUCUCUCUCUCUCUCUCUCUCUCUCUCUCUCUCUCUCUCACUCUCUCUCUCUCUCCCUCUCUCUCUCUCUCUCUCCCUCUCCCUCUCUCUCUCUAUCUCCCUCCCUCCCU